Messenger RNA from Temnothorax curvispinosus, 1192 nucleotides. RefSeq lists its product as uncharacterized. The coding region runs from base 311 to 1192 and encodes 293 amino acids. The record is from RefSeq and is a predicted model, not a curated record. Lineage: Eukaryota; Metazoa; Arthropoda; Insecta; Hymenoptera; Formicidae. The transcript is spliced from 5 exons.
UCUUUGUAAAGACGACAAUUAACGCGUUCCGCGGGCGUUCCCGGUUGUUAUGAAUGUUGGCGAAUCGCAAUUAUCGCACUCGUGUAACGUUCGCGGUGACUUAGCGCGGUAACGACAGAGCGAGGCUUAUAGCGUUUUUUCUUGGAACGCACUGAGGGCGUACUUGGUGUAGCCUUGCACUGUACCAGUUUAGUGUAAGCGCUGCACUGCACUCAAGUAGUGUACACACACUUCAUGCUGUCGUGUUUAUUUCAGACCACGGACUUGCGGCAAUUUUAAGUUGCAUUCAGGAUCUUUAUUCGGUAAAAUAAUGUCGGACAAAAUGUUUGUUUACUUUAAAGUUAAUAAAGAUUGUGAUGUUGAGAUGGAAUACGUAGCUGAUCAGAAAGAGGAGUAUGAUCGGAUUUUAAAUGAUAAUAACUUUGCAGUCAACAAAAUAUUGUCUCUUAUUAACUCUGGACAAAUUAAAUGUAAAGGCAAAGUCGUUGAAAUUUUAAGAGGAAACGAUUUGGACAUGCUAUAUGGGAAUCCUGACUGCAUUUUCGUUGAGACCGACACCAGCGACUCGGAAAACCAACAUCCAAGGGGCAUAAACAUAAAGAUAGAUGCUACCAGUCCAAUGUCUUCUUGUUCAGGAAGUGGUGAAAAUAAAGGUGACAAUAAAGAUUGGCAAGAUGACGAGACCAAAUAUUUAUUGGAUCAGGUUUAUGCCUACUUACCAGUAAUCGGUCCGCAAAAAAAAUUUAAAACAAAAAAAGCAAUGUGGUUAAAAAUUGCAGAAGAAAUUUCACAGAAAUUCUGCAAAGUACGAACAUCUAUCCAAGUUGAGAACCGGUACAAAACUGUUUUACGGAGAAAGAAGUCUGCAGUUGAAAAUAAUUCCGGAUCAGGUAAUUCGAGGCAAGAUGUACCCUUCGAGGAAGAAUUACACAAAAUUGCUUCCACCGAUGACAGCAUUGAGCCGGAAGUUGUGAGAACUGCUACAGGUGUCAAGAGGUUUAAGAAAUCAGACGAUUCUGUAAAAAUAAAGAAUAGCUCACCAGGAAACAAAAAGACUGUAUCUAUCGCAGAAAAAUUGGAAGAACUACAUGAGAAGACAGAAACAGCUCGAGAGAAACAACACCAAGAAAAGAUGGCAUUGAUACGCGAAUUGUGGAGUGGAAGGCAGAGAAACCCUGAAGUGAGGGAGUGA